This is a messenger RNA of Hibiscus syriacus, 1210 nucleotides long. Its product is annotated as protein OCTOPUS-like. The transcript has a single exon. NCBI's taxonomy places the organism in Eukaryota, Viridiplantae, Streptophyta, Magnoliopsida, Malvales, Malvaceae. Bases 135 to 1121 code for a protein of 328 amino acids. The record is from RefSeq and is a predicted model, not a curated record.
GAGCUCAUAAUACUCUCCACGAUCUUUUCGCCGUCGAUGACAAAAUAGAAACCCUCAAUGUAAAUCUGCCUCCAUCGAAUGUUGAAGCUUUUCAAGGCUUGUAAGAGGGGAAAGAAGAAGGAGAGUUAAAAACGAUGAAGGAAUUCAUAGAUCUCGAAUAUGGAAGGAAAAAAGCCUCGGGGAAAUCCUUAUGGGAAGCAGCUUCCGUUUUUAGCAAUAAAUUGAGGAAAUGGAGGAAAAGACAGAGUAAAAAGGAGAAAAGUGAGGGCUUGGUUCUUGAGAAUAACAACGGAAAGGGAUUAAGAGAUACCCAAUCGGAGAUCGGGGAAUACGGGUUGUUCUGCAGAAGAUCUUGUCAUACUGAUCCUAGAUUAUCAGUCGAUUUUGCCCGUUUAUCUGUUGAUGAUUCAAGGUUUUCCAUUGAUGAGCCAAGGGCUUCUUGGGAUGGCUGCUUGAUUGGGAAACAAAACCCAGAGGUUAACGAGGAACCCAGUGUUGGGGAAGAGAGAUUGAGUGUUGUAAAAGAGGAGGAAAGGAGUAGCCCUGGUGGGUCAGCUCAAACGAGAGAUUAUUAUGCGGAUUCUUUUACUAGGAGGAGGAGAAGUUUUGACCGUUCAUUUUCAAAUAGGAAGAUAAGUUUUGGGGAAGCUGAUGAUUUGAUUUCAUCGAUUUCUAAUGCUAAAGUGUCACCCGAGACUGUUGGGCUAUUUCAUGGCGCAAAACUGUUGGUUACCGAGAAGGAACUGAGGGAUUCCAAUUGGUAUUCUAAUGUGGAAUCUGGUUCUAAGGAUGUCGUUGUUAAUGGAGGUGUUGAUCAAAAAGCCUUUAAUUUGAAGAAGGCAAGGAGCAGGAGAAAUGUUUGGAGUAUCUGGGGUUUAAUACCGAGGCGAAACCAAAGUGAAUUUGGAGAUAAUGAUACGAAUUUCGGAGGAUAUGUAGGGCAUGGGAGGCUAGCGAGUCGAUGCAGAAGCUUCGAAGGGUUGUUAAUGGAGAUGAAGACAGAGGUAUUGAACAAAAUGUGGGUGAAGGGACACUUCUGGAUUCACUGCAAAAGCUUAGGAGGAUUGCCAGUGGAGAUGAAGAUAAAGCUACAGGAGGAAAUGUGGCUGAUGGAACAUUAGUAGAGUCGUUGCAGAAGUUAAGAAGAAUGACCAAUGGAGUCGAAAACGGGAAUGUUGUAAGGGAUAAGCUUCUGCGGAGUUGAUAGUGU